Messenger RNA from Necator americanus (New World hookworm), 972 nucleotides. RefSeq lists its product as uncharacterized. The record is from RefSeq and is a predicted model, not a curated record. The coding region runs from base 1 to 972 and encodes 323 amino acids. Gene Ontology annotation, cellular component: membrane. Lineage: Eukaryota; Metazoa; Nematoda; Chromadorea; Rhabditida; Ancylostomatidae. The transcript is spliced from 7 exons.
AUGUCAAACAGUACAACUGCUGCCUACCUUAGCCUUGAGAAUAUAGCUGUUUCUGCAAUUAUAGCAGUGGUUGGUAUUUUCGGCCUAUUGUCGAAUGCUGCGGCAAUGAUUUCUGUUCGAUGUAAUCCAGUCCUACGCAGUUCUUUCGGUGUGCUCUGUUUCUCGCACAGCGUCGCGAAUUUCGGAGUUAUGCUCGUUUUUGUUUUCUGGGUUACCCCUAUGACAGUAAUACACAGUGACAUAAGCAGUGAACUACUGGGUAAAAUAUUCGGACAAAUAAACAUUAUGUUCUGGGAUGUAUGUGUCUAUUCCCAUUUGGCAAUUUCUCUUAAUCGUCUCAUAUCCAUAACACUUCCUUAUUACGCUGCCGAACUGCUAACCCUCAGGAAUACGUUUCUCGUAGUGGUCGUUGUAUGGUGGCUUGGGUUCUGCCAUGUGAUACCGUACUUUUGGACAAAUACAUGUUACAUUUCCUACGAUACGGUUCAAUGGAUCUGGAUAUUUGCUGAUUCCGAAUGUGGACGGAUUAUUUCCACAUAUACAGACAACUACACAAGUUUAGCCGUUUUAGUAACGAUAUUUCUACUCGACUGUAUUACUCUUAUAAAACUAAGACUGACUAACAAUAUAAUGAAUCAUCAAGGCAGCGGUAGUACUGUAUCUCUUGCUGCACAUAAGAAAAGACGACAAAUAGAGACAAGAUUCUUUAUGCAGACUCUCUAUCAGAAUGCGCUAUUUUUCUAUGAAAUUUCAAAUUUCUAUUACGUCACUGUGCUAUUCACGGAUCCAUGGGCAGUGUUCUUUACGAGUACAUUCGCAUGGGAGAUAUGUCAUGCAUUUGAUGGGUUUGUCGUCGUUUUAUUCAACUUUCACCUUUCAUUUAUUGGCAUACAUACAACGAAAACUCGAUCUGCUAUGGUAAGUGAACAUAAGAAGACCACAUCUGCCUGGCAUAUUGUGACGAAUGGUUGA